Argentina anserina (silverweed cinquefoil) is the source of this 1563-nucleotide messenger RNA. Its product is annotated as B3 domain-containing transcription factor VRN1-like. The coding region runs from base 1 to 1563 and encodes 520 amino acids. The record is from RefSeq and is a predicted model, not a curated record. Gene Ontology annotation, molecular function: DNA binding. Lineage: Eukaryota; Viridiplantae; Streptophyta; Magnoliopsida; Rosales; Rosaceae. The transcript is spliced from 7 exons.
AUGGUUUCUCUUGGUCAGCAAACAUUUUGUUCUACAUCACCCCAUUUUUUCAAGGUUAUUCUGGAGAACAGUUCUUUAGACCUCAAACUGAAAAUUCCAAAGAAAUUUGUGAUGAAGUACGGUAAGGAUCUCUCAAAUUUGGUCUGUCUUAAGCUUCCCAGUGGCUUUGAAUGGGAAGUGGAAUUGACCAGAUGUAAUGGUAAGGCUUGGUUUGAAAAGGGUUGGCCAGAGUUUUAUAGUUUCUGCUCUCUAGCCUGUGGUAACUUCCUAGUUUUUCGGUAUGAAGGGAAUUCUACAUUCGAGUUAUGUAUAUUUGAUACAAGUUGCACAGAGAUUGAUUAUCCUAUAAACGUGUCGAAGAUUGAUGAAGAUGAAGAUGAUGAUUUAUCUAUUGAUAUCCUGGACGACUUUUCACCCUGCCUAAAAUCAAGGGAGAAAUUUUCAUUAAUAUCUCCUCCUUGCAAGAAAAUGAGAAAAAGGUCGGAUACUAUAUCAGACAGCAUUUCUGAAUAUGAGAGUGCUCAACCUUUUUCCACGGUCUUGUUUGAGAAGCCAAUGCUAAUGAAAGAUUCACAUUGCUCUAAUUCAGAAUCGAAAGGGGAGGGUCAUAGGGUCGCUUUGGAAAGUGCAGUUAGAGGCUCUUCUUGCACUAGAAGACUCCCAAAACAGACACUUGAUCACAAGAUCAUUAAAAAUGCUCUUCAGAGCGCUAGUGCUUUCAAUCCUGAUGACGCACCAUUUUUCAAGAUCUCAAUGAAGACUGUAAAUAUCCAUAGAAGUAUUCUGUCUUUGCCAUCUAAAUUUUCUAAGAGACAUCUUACCAAGCUACCGGCUGGUAUUGCCACCCUUCAAUUUUCGAGCGGAAGAACUUGGUCUGUUAGAACAUGGUCUGUUCAAUUCAAGUAUGAUCAUGACACCUCAAAAGCUCAAUUGCUGAAUGGUUGGUCAGAAUUUGUAAGGGACAAUUGUUUGAAAGUUGGGGAUGUGUGUGGCUUUUUCCUUAUUGACCGCUAUAGUUUUGUAUUUGAAGUUGCCCUUCCCAACAACGAAGCUCCAAAUUUCCCCAUGACAGCAGGCGAUGGAGAUUUAAUAAUAGUUCAAGAAAAGAGAAGUCCUGAUAUUAAAGUUGAAUCAGAAUGUGACUUGAGUUGUGAAUUUGAUCUAUCUAGCUCCCUUGCAAUUGUCAAUAAGCCCAAUAUUAGUGAGCAGCUUACUCAAAGGCGGGAUCGAAGGAGUAAUCUUGAUGCUGCUAACAAGUUCGUCUCAGAUAAGCCCUUUUUCUUAGCCACUCUUGGGUCACUCCAUAAAGAGAAGUCAAAUGUGUGGUUACCAGCUAAAUUUGUCGAGAGUUUCAUUAAGGUGGCGAAACAAACUGUGAAACUUCAGGUAGAGGAUAGAUCUUGGCCUGUAAAGUUGUUUCGCUAUGGCAAGACUUCAGCUAAGUUUUCUGGUGGCUGGGCUGCAUUUGCUAAAGAACAUCAGUUGGAAAAAGGAGAUGUCUGCAUAUUUGAGCUCACUGAGAGAAAUGACAUUGUAUUGAAAGUUCACAUUUUUAGAUGUUGA